Molecule: messenger RNA, 2261 nt
Organism: Dicentrarchus labrax (European seabass)
Lineage: Eukaryota; Metazoa; Chordata; Actinopteri; Moronidae
Product: clusterin-like protein 1
Exons: 8
Coding region: 259-1680 (473 amino acids)
Source: RefSeq, a predicted model, not a curated record
GGCAAUAAGGUGAGAUAGACCUGCAAACAAUGGAGCAUGUAAUGUUUACCGUGCAUUAAAGCCUGUCUUAAGCUGAUCUGUAGUUAUGCUGUGCGCAUAAGGCUUAAUAAUGCAAACACCCUAAUAGGAUCUGUGCCGGUGAGUAGAUCCAUAAAAAUAGAACAAUCCUUUGAGGAAGUAGACGACUCACUCUCCUCUCUCCAACAGCACAACCAGCUGAGUCUGAUGUUUUCAUAGUUAUCAAGAGCUCAAAACACGAUGAAGAGGCUGCUUGUUCAAAUUCUUUGCAUCACAGAAGUCCUGCUCUGUGCUGCUGACUCUCCGCCACUGAGCGAGGACACGCUGGAAAAGCUGUCUGCAGCAGGAGAGCAGUAUGUCGAUGAGGAAAUAAAGCGGGCGUUACUCGGGGUGAAGCGGGUGAAGGAAAUGAUGGAGAAAAAAGAUGAGAAGCACAGACAUCUUAUGGACGCCCUGAGACACAGCAGUGACAAGAAGAAGGGGGCGAUGCAGCUGGUCCGGGAAACAGAGCAGAAACUAGAGGAGGCUGAGCAGCAAUGUCAAGAUUUAACCAAAUCUUCCUUUGAGGAAUGUCGACCUUGUCUUGAAGAUACUUGUAAGGCCUUCUAUACUUCGACGUGUCGACGUGGCUUCGCCUCCUUCUCAUUCAAGGUGGAGGAGUUUUUCAGGAAAAUGGCCACCCAGCUGGAAGCCACAGAGCGUGUUUUCGACCAAAACGAGGAGAAUGCGGGUCGCACCAACCCACCUGAGAACCAGGUCUCAGAAGAUGAAGCUGACCUGGAGCUUCUGCAGGUGGAUGCAUCGUUCAGCCAGCUGCUGUCAAACAUCAGCCUCCUGCACAACCAGAGCGCCAUUCUGGUCAAAAAGAUGCAACAGGUGUUUGGGAAUUCCUUCCUGAUGGCCUUCAACACAGAGCUCCAACCCAGCCCGCAGUCGUCCAUGCAGGGUGGCACGAGUGCUGGCUUCUUCAGGACAGUGGGUCUGGACCACAUCGUUGACUCGGUGUAUGACUUUGGGAGGAAUGUGCUGGAGGAGUUCAGCUCCACGGUGGUGGAUGUGUUUGAGGAGGUACAAGAAGCAGAGGAGUACUUCCAUCAAUUAAGCAGAGAUACAGGAGCCCUCUCUGCUUUGGGACAGUCCCAGAACAGACAUCUGUGCAGACGACUUCGCAGGCAAGCAUCAGAGUGCUGGCAGCUCCAAAGUUUGUGCGAGACGUGUGAAGAUUAUCUGGUGAAAGAGUGUCCCAGUGUCCAGCAGUUACACUCUGAGAUGGAGGAGAUGUACAUGCUCCUCAACGCCUCCCGUCAGCAGUACGACGACAGGCUGCAGCUGGUGCAGAGACACACAGCGGACACACAGAGGUGGCUCAGCAUCAUGGAUGACAAGUACGGCUGGCUCAGCCAACUGUCCAACAGCACAGCGGGCCCACACAACAUCUUCAGCGUGAUCACAGUGAAUCCACAGCAACAGAUGAAGAACAUCAGACCUAAAGCUGACAGCAGUGUGGCUGUAACAUUACUGGACUCUGCCCCAAUAACGGUCUCAGUCCCAGCGGAGCUGGAGGUGGACGACCCUGCUUUUAUCCAAUAUGUAGCUCAAGAAGCUCUGACUCUCCACAAACGGCAGAUAAGAGGUAUUGAUGCUGGCAGUGUUGUGGCUUAGUUAAUUAUGUGGCUCCUGGCAUCACUUGGCAGAGCUCCAAAUUGAAUUUGAGCAAAAUGAAUUGUGAUAAUUUGAAUCCGACAACUUUACACUGUGACAAAUCCCUGUGCAUUUCUUCACAUUUAAUCUUAUUCUGAGAGACACAAUGCAAAUGGGAUGAUGUGUCAUAAUCCAAAAUGAUGAAGUAACUAAGAAACAAUCCUAAAUUUCACCCUUCACUGACUUUGUAUCACAAGAUUAAAUGAAUUUGUACAUAGAGACUAUUUAAAUUGAUUGACUGGCUUGUGUUGACGCCUACAUCAGUUUAAAUUGUGGUUUAUUUUCUUUAAAAAACUCUUUAUGUUUUUUUUCUCGACACAGGAACAGACUAAUGUGAACAUCCCAGUGUUCAUCCAUUAUCAUCAGAUGCUGAAUAAAGAGUCCAGUACAGGUUAUCUUUGAACAAUUAAGCUAAUCCUUGUAAAACUUGAAAUCUGUAUUAGACCUCUAAACCUUUACAUGCACAGCUUAUGUUCCUUUUAUUCAUGUAAGUUAAAUCGUAGGGUUUUAAAUGUUUCUGCAAUAAACCUGUGUACACUCUG